AUGAAUUUGUCUUCCUCCUCCUUAAGGUAUGUGGAUCUUGAAUCAACCAAUUUGCAAGGUGUUCUCACAGAGAGCAUUUUCCUUCUGCCAAACUUGGAAACACUCAAAUUGGGUAACAAUGAUCUUCUCAAAGGAGUUUUACCAAAGAUCCACCCGAGCAACACUCUGUUGGAGUUGAGUAUUGCACACACAGGCAUCUCCGGUGAGCUUCCUGAUUCAAUUGGCACCUUGAGUUCCUUGAAUAUCUUGUACCUCCGAGGAUGUCAAUUCUCUGGUUCCAUUCCCGAUUCCAUUGGAAAUCUAACCCAUAUUACGGAGUUGGCUUUAUCUCUUAAUCAUUUCACUGGCCAUAUUCCUUCCACAAUCCCUAAAUUGAAGCACCUCACACAUUUAUAUCUUUCUGACAACUCCCUUGGAGGCGUAAUUCCCCAUGUUUUCUCUAACCUCCAAGAGCUAGUUGAAUUGGAUCUUUCUAAUAACAACUUUCACCGGGUUCACUACCUUCAUCCAUAUGUAACUUCGCGCAACAACUUCAGUAACUCGAUUCCAAAUUGCUUGGGUAUCAUGGCUAAUCUAACGAUGUUGGACAUAAGAAGUAACAAUUUCAGUGGGAGUCUUCCACUGUUAUGUACUCAAAGCACUUCAUUGACGACCAUUAUCUUAAAUGGUAAUCAAUUCGAAGGAUCUGUCCCUGCGUCAUUACUCAACUGUGUUGGUUUAGAAGUUCUUGAUUUGGGGAAUAACGCUAUAAAUGACACAUUUCCAGCUUGUCUUGGAACUCUUCAAGAGCUGCAAGUCCUUAUAUUAAAGUCGAACAAGUUCCAUGGACCUAUAAAUUCUAGGAAGAAGUUUUGCUUUCCUAGGUUGCAGAUUUUUGAUCUCUCUCAUAAUGAGUUCAGUGGCUCACUGCCUGCAGAUUUUUUUAGAAACUUCAAGGCAAUGACAAAAAAUGGCACAGACAAAAGUGACAUUAGAUAA
Messenger RNA from Solanum stenotomum, 978 nucleotides. RefSeq names its product receptor-like protein 37. The record is from RefSeq and is a predicted model, not a curated record. Gene Ontology annotation, molecular function: protein binding. NCBI's taxonomy places the organism in Eukaryota, Viridiplantae, Streptophyta, Magnoliopsida, Solanales, Solanaceae. Bases 1 to 978 code for a protein of 325 amino acids. The transcript is spliced from 2 exons.